This is a messenger RNA of Phymastichus coffea, 929 nucleotides long. RefSeq names its product endothelial differentiation-related factor 1 (gene mbf1). The record is from RefSeq and is a predicted model, not a curated record. Gene Ontology annotation, molecular function: DNA binding. The coding region runs from base 146 to 589 and encodes 147 amino acids. The transcript is spliced from 4 exons. NCBI's taxonomy places the organism in Eukaryota, Metazoa, Arthropoda, Insecta, Hymenoptera, Eulophidae. Gene Ontology annotation, cellular component: nucleus.
AACAGUCAUAGUGAAAAUCAAGAGGUCAGAAGAGAAGACGACACGAGUUCGUUUAUAAACACGAGGAGAAUCGUGAAAGAUCGAUUAAAACCAACAAAUUUUUGAAUCCUUAUUUUUUCCUUUGCUUCUACUAGAACGUACGAUAAUGUCUGACUGGGAUACUGCACCAAUUACUCUGCGGAAACGCAUACCCAAGGCUUCCGCUCUUAAAUCGGAGCAGGCGGUUAACGCAGCACGCAGGCAGGGAAUUGCCGUUGAGACCCAAGCCAAGUGGGGUGGAGCAACAAACAAACAGCAUACUACCACUAAAAACACAGCCAAAUUGGAUCGUGAGACUGAAGAAUUGAAACUCGAAAAGGUUACUCUUGACCUUGGCAAAUUAAUUCAACAGGGAAGACAAAAUAAGGGAUGGUCACAAAAAGAUCUUGCAAUGAAAGUCAACGAGAAAACUCAAGUUAUCAACGAUUACGAAGCUGGUAGAGGAAUCCCCAACCAGAUGGUCAUUGGAAAAAUUGAGCGAGCAAUUGGUAUGAAACUAAGAGGCAAAGAUCGUGGGAAUCCAUUACCAGCACCAGCUUCAAAAAAAUAAAUUCGGAUGACUAAAAAACAAUCUUUUUAUCCUUUUAAUUGUUUCCAUGAAACAGUUACAUGUUAAAAAAAAAUAGUAAACCAGUAAUGCAAUCUCUGUUUUUCCUUUUGUUGUUUUGAUAUGCUUUACCAGAAUAUAUUUAUUACGUUUAUAUGUAAACAUUUUAAAGUAAGGUAGCUUAGAAACAACUCAUUAUUGAGUGUUAGUCAACGGCUAAAUUUCUAUAAUAAUGUCAUGCACAGACCACAUAAGACAAACUAAUUCUUGACUGGAUUAGAAGGUUCAUUAUAAUUUUUAAGAAUACUGCGAUAAUAAAGUCUAAUUACCUAAGUUUAACAAA